UUCAAGUAGACCAAGUGUUUGAGUGUGACAAUAUUUCUUUCUUCCCCGUGCAUGUGCAACGGCAUGUACAAUAUUCUUUUCAAAUCUUGCACAUUGAUCACAUGAUCUGUUUUAUAGUAUGUCAUAUCAUUCACAACAUUGGGUCAUGUAAGCAACUAAGCAAGGGUAUUGUGUUUGGUUGUUGCUUGCUAGCUAGCCGCUGGUGAGUGGUGAUCAACAAGAUGGCGAACGCCGGUGUCAAUGAGACGGUCGCCGUCGCCGUCGCCAUUGACGCACCUGGAGUUGGGCAUGACCAUGGUGCCGCCGGCGAGGUUCGUCGUCCGUCGACGCGCCGGCUGGCUCCGGCGGGAAGCGGCGGGCGGCUGAUGGCGGAGCUUCUUGGCGUGUUCAAUGGACUGACGGAGCGGAUGGGGGAGGACGUGGCGACCUCGUCGUCGUCGCGGCUUCUCUUCCGCGCGCUCAAGCUGGCGCUUCCCGCGCUCCGCGACGGCGGCGGCGAUGGCGGCGGCGGCCAGUCCGUCUCCCGUGCGCUCGUGGUCGCCGCCUCCCUCGCCGACCUCCAGAUGGACGCGGAGGUCAUCUCGGCUGGCAUGGUGAGGGGAGCUCUGGAUACCGGGGCACUCGCCAUGGCCGACGUCGAGGCGCAGCUCGGUGCCAGCGCCGCCGGUCUGGUGGAAGAGAGCCUCAAGGUGAAGCGCGCGCCGUCGGAGGUCGACGUCGCCGACGAGGAGGCCGCGAGCGCGCUGCGGAAGCGGUGCCUCUCCAGCUACGACAUCCGCGCCGUCAUCCUGGAGCUCGCCGUCAAGCUCGACGCCAUGAAGCACCUCGACGUCCUCCCCAAGCACCAGCAGCGGACCACCUCGCUUGAGGUGCUCAAGGUGUUCGCGCUGCUGGCGCACGCCGUCGGCGCCGGCGAGCUGUCGCUGGAGCUCGAGGACCUCUCCUUCCAGCGCCUGUACCCGCAGGCCUACGCCCACAUCGACCAGUGGCUGAGCAGCCAAGAAGACGACUGCAAGCGCGUCAUCGCCGCGUCCAAGGAGGAGCUCCUCCGCGCGCUCACCGCCGACGACGAGCUCCGCUGCACCGUCACCGGCGUCGACGUCAUGGGCCGGUACAAGAGCCGGUUCAGCACCAUGAAGAAGCUGGUGAAGGACGGCCGGCGGCCGGAGGACGUGAACGACAUCCUCGGCAUGCGCGUCAUCCUGGACCCUCGCCCCGGCGGCGGCGGCGGCGGCGACGGCGACGGCGGCGACAGGGCAUGCCUGCGGACGCACGAGGUGAUCAAGGCCAUGUGGAAGGACGUGCCGGCGAGGACCAAGGACUACAUCACGCGUCCCAAGGGGAACGGGUACCGGAGCUUGCACGUCGCCGUCGACAUGAGCGAGCCGGGGCCGGAGGGGAAGAAGAGGCCGCUGAUGGAGAUCCAGGUGCGCACCAGGGAGAUGGACAUGGCCGCCGUCGGCGGCCAGGCGUCGCACGCGCUCUACAAGGGCGGCCUCACCGAUCCUGAGGAGGCCAAGAGGCUCAAGGCCAUCAUGCUGGCGGCGGCGGAGGUGGCAGCUCAGCACCUCCGCGACGAGCCAGCCGGCGACGGUGGUCAAACAACCGCCGCCGCCUCCGCCGCCACCGCCGGCAAUGUCGAGCGAGCGUUCCAGCUGCUCGACAAGAACGGCGACGGGAGGAUCAGCAUGGAGGAGCUAACCGAGAUCAUGGAGGACCUCGGCGCCGGCGGCCAUGACGCCGAGGAGCUCAUGCGCCUCCUCGACGCCAACAGCGACGGCUCGCUCAGCUCCGACGAGUUCGCGCUCUUCCAGAAACGGGUUAAGCUGAAGACGAAGUUAGAGAACAAGGAUGAUGAGUACAAGGAGAUCCUCAAGCAGAAGCUGCAGAAGGUUGACGACACGGGGCUCAUCCACGUCUACCGCAAGAACCUCAGCGACAAGUUGGUCCUCGUUUGAUCGAUCCAGUCUGAUUAAUACGAGCAAUCUUAAUUUGUCCUCGUGUCUUUUAGAAAAAAAAAUAAGUGAAAGAUGUCUUGUCAUUUUCACAUUUGCACCGUGAAAUGCGCACAAAUCCACGUGUGUUGUACUUGUUUUUUGGCAAGUGGUCAGAUUGCAAUUUGGACGUGAAGUUUAAAUGCAAAUGUCUUGAAAAUCAGUGCUGAUGUAUCGUAAGAAAAGGAAAUGAAUUCAGCUCCAUCCUUUACAUUUCAGCUUAUCAGCUGAGUUAAAAUUUAA
Messenger RNA from Oryza sativa Japonica Group (Japanese rice), 2237 nucleotides. The record is from RefSeq and is a predicted model, not a curated record. NCBI's taxonomy places the organism in Eukaryota, Viridiplantae, Streptophyta, Magnoliopsida, Poales, Poaceae.